Cyphomyrmex costatus is the source of this 993-nucleotide messenger RNA. RefSeq lists its product as uncharacterized. The transcript is spliced from 3 exons. Bases 1 to 993 code for a protein of 330 amino acids. NCBI's taxonomy places the organism in Eukaryota, Metazoa, Arthropoda, Insecta, Hymenoptera, Formicidae. Gene Ontology annotation, molecular function: catalytic activity; nucleic acid binding. The record is from RefSeq and is a predicted model, not a curated record.
AUGGCGAGACUCGCGGUACCAAUAGCCCAAAUUAACUUGCAUCACAGCAAAGGCGCCUCGGCGAUUCUAGCCAGGAGCAUGGCUGUGAUGCAGACAGUAAUAGUAAUAAUUCAGGAGCCUUGGCUCCUAUUGGGCUGCGACGCAAACUCCCACCAUAUAGGGUGGGGGUGUUCGAAUAUAAAUCCGAGGGGUGAGAGCCUCCACAAAUUCAUUAUGGACAUCAACUUGAUGAUCCUUAACAGAGGAACGGUACCCACUUUCAUGGACUGCAGAAGACAAGAAGUAUUAGAUAUCACCAUUUGUACUGAGGGAGUGGCGGACCUGGUGCGGAACUGGAGGGUCUCUGGAGAGCCCUCAGGUUCUGACCAUAGACAGAUUCGCUACAAUCUCCGGUAUAUGGUGAAUAAAGAAUGGGGUCGUAACCCAAGGACUACAAACUGGGAAGGCUAUAGGAUGGACCUGGAGGCCAUCCUGAAAAAAGCCCCAAACAGAUUUCACUCAGAAGAGAAUCUUGAAUACGCGGCGAAGUUGGAGGUAAGAAGACUCUUCAACAAAGCAAGGAGGAAAAACUCAACAGCCGAUUGGGAAGCUAAUAGAAAUGCCCAACGCGGUUAUAGCAAAACAAUAAUCAUUGCGAAAAGGAAAAGCUGGAGGGAUUUCAAUAAAGGCAUUGAGAGUACUUCAGAAGCAUCCAGGCUAAACAGAAUCCUCAGCAAAGAUAACACCCUACGAUUGGGAUGUCUUAAACUCCCAAACGGAAACUACACCAAGACAGUAGAGGAAAGUUUAAAACACCUUAUGUCUAUCAGCAAACAGGUCAAAGAAACGAUUGAAACGUUUGAUUGGGAAAUACUUUCGCAUGCCGCUUACUCACCAGACUUGGCUCCGUCCGAUUACUACUUAUUUGCAUCGAUGGGACACGCACUUGCUCAGCAGCGCUUUACUUCUUACGAAGAUGUACGAAAAUGGCUAGAUAACUGGUUUGGCUCAUAA